This is a messenger RNA of Eufriesea mexicana, 1742 nucleotides long. Its product is annotated as probable cytochrome P450 6a14. Bases 243 to 1742 code for a protein of 499 amino acids. Lineage: Eukaryota; Metazoa; Arthropoda; Insecta; Hymenoptera; Apidae. The transcript has 6 exons. The record is from RefSeq and is a predicted model, not a curated record. Gene Ontology annotation, molecular function: iron ion binding; heme binding; monooxygenase activity.
AUUGCUUGUCAACGUGACUCGGGUGAUUUUUUGGGAUACCACGAUUUAUACUAUCUCCGAAGAAGGAGACGGGAACAGUAUGCAGCACAUCGUCUUGAGUGGAAGACGUUCGCGACCUCGAUAAUUGACGCAGUGAGAAAAGUGUUUCUUUGUUCCUAAGUUCAAAGUGGUUUGACGCCUAUAAACGACGAAAUUAAGAAAAUUAGUACUCACUAUUGCAUCAUUCACGAAGAUUGAAAAAGAUGACAUGUUUGGAAAUUGUCUGUGGAAUUAUAGUAGCGCUCAUCGCGUUCUACUAUUAUUUAACGGUUAAUAACAAUUUCUGGAAGAAUCGUGGAGUACCAGGACCAGAACCAAUGGUUGGAUUUGGCAAUGUCCAGAAGCUGACGCUUGGAAAAGAAUCGUUACCAGAUUUCUUAACGAGGUUAUAUUCUGAAUAUAAAGCUGAACGUAUAUUCGGGAUAUUUCUCAGAAGAAAGCCUGUAUUAAUUGUCCAAGAUCCUGAGCUAAUAAAAGAUGUCUUGAUCAAAGACUUCUCCAAAUUCACGAAUCGAGGGUUCUUAGUAAGUAAUCCGGCAGUUCCACUCUCCAACCACCUGUUCGCCCUGGAGGCCAGAAGAUGGCGUCCACUGAGGACCCAACUCUCUCCUGUCUUCACCUCUGGCAAGCUGAAAGGAACCUUCUCCCUGAUCCUAGAAUGUUCCAAUCAUUUAGAGAAGUACUUAGACCAUCUGGUGGAAGAAGGAGAGCCUAUCGACGUGAGGGACGUUUCCGCCAAGUUCAGCACCGACGUGAUCGGUAGCUGUGCCUUUGGCAUCGAGAUGAACUCAUUAUCGGACCAAGAGAGCAUAUUCCGUCGAGCUGGCAAGAAAAUCUUCGCCACCAAUUUCCUCAAUGUAUUACGCAUUAAAUUGCAACUGAUAACGCCAACAUUGUAUGCUUGGAUCUCGCGAAUUCUGCCUACACCCGAGGAAAUAGAAUUGAUCAUAAGGAUCACUAAAGAGACGUUAGAAUACAGAGAAAAGAACAGCAUCGUUAGGCCGGAUUUUAUGAAUACACUUCUGGACCUCAAGCGACAUCCAGAAAAGGUCGCAGAUAUCGAAUUAUCGGACGAGUUACUGGCUUCGCAAGCAUUUAUUUUCUUCGCCGCUGGCUUCGAGACCUCCUCGACGACGAUCAGCAACGCUCUCUACGAAUUAGCUUUGAAUCAUGAUAUCCAGGACAAGUUACGAGAAGAAAUCAAGGAAUUCGAGGAGAGAAAUGGCGGAGAAUGGAGAUACGAGACUAUAAAGGAAAUGCUAUACUUGGAUAAAGUAUUCCGAGAGACCCUAAGGAAGUAUCCAGCUCUGCCUUUCUUGAGCAGGGAGUUAGUCGACAGUUACACAUUCCAGGACAGCAAAGCGACCCUUCCCAAGGGCACAGUAGUCUGGAUACCUGUCUUCCCUAUCCACAGGGAUCCAAGUAUCUAUCCUGACCCAGAAAAGUUUGACCCUGAGAGAUUUUCAGAGGACUCGGUUAAACAGAGGCAUCCUAUGCACUACUUACCUUUUGGACAUGGACCUAGAAAUUGUAUUGGUGCACGUUUCGGGAUUUAUCAGACGAAAAUUGGGCUGAUAAAAAUCCUUCGUAAGAAUAAGAUUGAUGUGUGCAGCAAAACCAUGAUUCCUUACAAAUUUAAUGCAUUUGCAUUUAUUUUGACACCAGUAAUGGGUGUGUACUUGAAGAUAACCAGAAUAGAUUAA